Messenger RNA from Pectinophora gossypiella (pink bollworm), 3420 nucleotides. It is a transcript of the gene Su(dx), whose product is annotated as E3 ubiquitin-protein ligase Su(dx). The transcript is spliced from 14 exons. Gene Ontology annotation, biological process: ubiquitin-dependent protein catabolic process. NCBI's taxonomy places the organism in Eukaryota, Metazoa, Arthropoda, Insecta, Lepidoptera, Gelechiidae. The coding region runs from base 313 to 3018 and encodes 901 amino acids. Gene Ontology annotation, molecular function: ubiquitin protein ligase activity; protein binding. The record is from RefSeq and is a predicted model, not a curated record.
CAGUUGGUUGCAGUCAUUCGUUCUGUGAAUAUUGGUGUGUGAACUGUGGAUAGAUAUGGCACAACAGUGACUAAUUUUCUGAUUUAUAAUUUUUAUUACGUUACAUUACUCAGUUCCACUAAAUAUUUCCCAAAACGGUGGUAGAUUUAAAACAUUCUGGUGUUUGAUAUGCCUUGAGAUAAGGAGCAGUGAUAAUGAUAGUCUGAAAACAUCUUACACGGCAGAAUAUUCUAUGUACGGUGUUGGCUGCAAUAGUGAUGAUGUGGAACAUCUAAUACACUUUAGCAUGUACUGAUUUAUCUCCUGGUCACUAUGACUGAAACCAUCCCUACUCUUACUGCUCCAAUUUCUUUGUCAACAUAUCAUCAGCUCAGUCUAUCAGUUGAGUCUGCAAGUAUAAGAAACUCUGGACUCUUCAAACCAAACCCAUACCUGCAGCUUGUGAUAGAUGAUAAGAUUUCAAGAAGAACUGAAGUGAUCAAAAACACACUACAUCCAAAAUGGAAAGAGGAUUUCACUGUGUUGGUCACUCCAUUAUCACAACUGUUGUUCCGGCUGGCAGACCACCAUAGUUUCAGAAAAGAUAAUGUGAUUGGGGAGAAAAAGCUUAAUCUACUAAAAAUUCUGCUGUACUUUAAUGGAAAAUGUGAAAAUGUGGAACUGACUAUAGAUUUGAUGAAAGCAGCAUCACAAGAAAACAAUUCCAAUCAAAAUGCAGAAGUUAAAGCAGCAGAACUGGUGAUUCUCCUCAAUGGCUUGAGAAUUGAUCCGUCAGUAUUGAGCCAAUCACAUGAAGUACUUGGUGAAGCAUCAAAUUCCCGCAGUCCACUUACAGAAGGUGUUAGAGCCAGAAUCAGAAUGCACAACAAUCCUGAAACAAUUCGAUCUAUGAUACGUACACAAAAUUUACGGCCUCCUCCUGGCCCUCCACCUAUGAGUAAUGGGGCGGUACACUGCAUCGCGGGCGGCAGUACGAGUGUGGCCCCUCCUGCCGUCGCGGAUACCAGCGCAGGGCCUUCGCAUCAAGAUCAAGCGUCUCACGUACCUGAACCGAGCACUACUCACCAGGCUGCUGCCUCCACUAGUGGUGAAGACCCGUUGCCGCCUGGCUGGGAAAUGAGAUACGAUGUUUAUGGACGACGGUACUAUGUGGACCACAACACGCGCUCGACUUCGUGGGAGCGGCCGCAGCCGCUGCCGCCAGGCUGGGAGGUGCGGCGCGACGCGCGCGGCCGCGUGUACUACGUGGACCACAACACGCGCACCACCACGUGGCAGCGCCCCGACACGGAGCGUCUGGCGCGCUUCCAGCACUGGCGCGGCGAGCGCCGCCACGUGGUCGCCCAGGGCAACCAGCGGUUCCUCUAUCCCCAGCCGCAGCCGCCGCACCAGCCUGAUGCCGUCGAACACGAACAUCCUUCUAGCGCCGCGGGUAGCACGGUAGCAGUGGUUGGCGGCACAUCGGGCGCGGGGAGCGCGACCGGCGUUAACGUGGCUAACGUGGCGAGCGUGGCGGGCGUGGCGAGCGUGGCCAGCGCGGCGGGCGUAGCGGGCGUGGCGGCCGCGCCCGCGCCCGCCGCGCCCGCCGAGGACGCGCUGGGCGCGCUGCCGGCCGGCUGGGAGCGCCGCGUGCAGCCCGACGGUCGCGUCUACUACGUCAAUCACAAGAACCGCACUACACAGUGGGAGGACCCUCGCACGCAGGGUCAAGAGGUGAGUGCGCUGGAGGAGGCGCUGCCGCCGGGCUGGGAGAUCAGGUUCACGGAGGACGGCACGCGCUACUUCGUGGACCACAACACGCGCACCACCACGUUCCAGGACCCGCGGCCCGGCGCGCCCAAGGGGCCGCAGGGCGCCUACGGCGUGCCGCGCGCCUACGAGAGAUCUUUCCGAUGGAAACUUAGUCAAUUCAGAUACCUCUGUCAGAGCAAUGCCCUGCCGAGUCACAUCAAAAUCACGCUAUCCAGACAGACGCUUUUCGAAGAUUCCUAUCAUCAGAUAAUGAGGCUACCUGCAUAUGAGCUACGUAGGAGAUUGUACAUAAUAUUCCGCGGGGAAGAAGGUCUGGAUUACGGCGGCGUCAGUCGAGAAUGGUUCUUCUUACUAUCACAUGAAGUUCUUAACCCUAUGUACUGCCUUUUCGAGUACGCGAACAAAAAUAACUACAGCCUACAGAUAAAUCCUGCGAGUUAUGUGAACCCAGAUCACCUACUGUAUUUUAAAUUUAUAGGAAGAUUUAUUGCAAUGGCCUUAUAUCAUGGCAGAUUCAUUUACUCAGGAUUCACUAUGCCUUUUUAUAAGCGAAUGUUGAACAAGAAACUAACGAUGAAGGAUAUUGAAUCCAUAGAUCCUGAGUUUUACAACUCGUUGGUGUGGAUUAGAGACAAUAAUAUUGAUGAAUGCGGGUUAGAGAUGUGGCAUAGUGUAGAUUUUGAGGUAUUGGGUCAAGUCAUACACCACGAGCUGAAGCCCGGAGGCGACAAGGAGCGAGUCACGGAGGAAAAUAAAGAACAUUACCUGCAGCUGGUGACGCAGUGGCGGAUGUCCCGCGGGAUCGAAGAACAAACAUCUGCCUUCCUCGAUGGAUUCAACGAGGUGGUUCCCCUGGAGUGGCUGAAGUACUUUGACGAGCGCGAGCUGGAGCUGAUGCUGUGCGGCAUGCAGGAGGUGGACGUGGACGACUGGCAGCGCAACACCAUCUACCGGCACUACACGCGCACCAGCAAGCAGGUCGCCUGGUUCUGGCAGUUUGUUCGACAAAUGGAUAAUGAGAAACGAGCAAGAUUACUUCAAUUCGUGACCGGCACUUGCCGAGUCCCAGUUGGCGGCUUUGCAGAACUCAUGGGAUCAAACGGACCACAACGAUUCUGCAUAGAAAAGGUCGGUAAAGACACGUGGCUGCCUCGUUCACAUACCUGUUUCAACAGAUUGGAUCUACCACCUUACAAGAGUUAUGAACAAUUAUGUGAAAAAUUAAACUUCGCCAUUGAAGAAACAGAGGGUUUUGGACAAGAAUGAGAAAAAUAUAUACUAUUAUUAGUUUUAAAAUGUAAAUUAUUAUUAAACCGCAUUAAUUUAAUUGCACCAUCUCGAUAUGAUGAAUUAUUCACCAAUAGAAUUGGUGCUGUUAUAAAAAGACCAACCAAAUACAUGUAUGAAUAUUUUGUUUAAACAUUAUUAAUUAUGUAGAUAUCAUUAGUGUAUUAUGUCAGUUGUAUAAGAAUUAUUUUGUUUGAGCUACAUAUAUUUAACAAAGUUUGACGGUUUUACAUUACGCCGCACGCAUUGCAAUGUAUACUUAGAAAACUUUCCAUGAAGAGAGAUCGACAGAUGAUUCGCUAUGCAUUUUAAUAACUAGUUGCCUUGCGUAAUGUGAGGGCCGUCGUCGUGAGACAGUUAAAUAAAAUUAUGAAACUGUAA